AUGGAAUCCCUUGGCAAGCAGUUCCUCGAAACGCUCUUCCGGGAAGGCUGGCGGUUCACCCUUCUCAACUCUCGGCAGGCGUUGGCCCCGGACACGGUGCCCGGUCUCGGCGGGGGAAGCGUUAGCCGCCCAGGCGUGCCCGAGGAAGGCCUUGCUGCGCCGGUACUGGUAGGCGGCUUCAUCGGUCUGGCGGUCGAAGGCGCCGCCCGCGUAGCGCGGGUUCACCUGGGCCGCCUCGGGACGCAUCUCGCCGAGCCAGUCAAAGAAGUCGGUCAGGUGGGUGACGAUGUGCGAAGCAUCCUGCGGCGAGCGCGGCGCCCAGCAAAGGCCACUGGGGUCCAGACCGGUCGCACGGUCGAAGGUGCCGGUGUACAGCCGCUGGGCGAAGUUCUGGAACAGACGGUAGGUGUCGCGCUCGCCAGGGUUGGAUUGCAGGUAUUCGAGGAACAUCCGCACCGAGCGGGUCACUUUCGACAUCCAGGCCAAGCUGCGGUCGUGGCUGCGGUACAGGCAAUAGUCCAGCAAGGGCUCCAGCACCCCCGCCGGGCCCCGGUGGCAUCAGUAUGGACACGGGCUUUGACGGUCACGAACAUGGUCGACCUAGACAGCCAAGGUGCGCAACAGGUCAGUUGCGCCUUUGAAAUCGAUGUGGCGCGCAUGCAUGACCAUAUCCAUGGCGCCCCCACCGCAGCGCUGGAGCCGGGUAUCGAAGAACUUGGGGCCGCGCAGCAGCAAUUCGAAAUCCCGCCCUUCAACAUUGAUGUGAUAGC
This is a messenger RNA of Ilex paraguariensis (yerba mate), 770 nucleotides long. Lineage: Eukaryota; Viridiplantae; Streptophyta; Magnoliopsida; Aquifoliales; Aquifoliaceae. The record is from the annotation of a GenBank genome assembly.